CAGUUUUAUUUAAAAGCUUGGUCGGUGACACACAGUUCAAACCCUUCAAUAGGUCGAGACAAAUUCUUAUUCCUUGUGUUUGAUACGUCCUGUAAUUUGGCAGUUCCGUCCGUUAAUCUUCGUUAAUAUUUUGCUUUGCGUCUGGAAAGUUAUGAAGCUCGUGAUAGUGGUACUAGCUACACUGCUGUGUGGGGGACAAUGUGAGGAGGAUUGUUCUUCAAUCCGAGACUACAAUACACAAUGUGCCGGCUGGUUUGACCUGGGGUACUGUGAGUCUGACUCACAGUUUCACAAGCAAGCCAGGAAACUGUGUCCUAGCUCCUGCUCCAACUGUGGGUUCCAGUUCACUAAACAAGACGACUGUCCUAAUCUAGAAGACACACUACCACAGUGCCACAAGUGGAUGCUAGCUGGCAAGUGCUCCUACCUGGGACAGGACUACGACUACACGAUGAAGCACUGCCCGUUCUCCUGUAAUGGGUGUCAGGUCGCGCUGUACGGUGAGGGGGAGGAAUGCGCGCAGCUCUCUGACUACAACACACACUGCAGGAAGUGGGCCGAGAAGGGGCUGUGUGACCGGGCUUCUCACUCUGGGUUCAUGGCUAAGAACUGCUCGUACUCCUGUGCUGGGUGCAAGGAUGAGAUCUGCGCUGUGGCUAGGGAUGUGUCCGACUCUUGUGCUAACUACAAGUCUAGAGGUUGGUGUGAGAGGAACCAUUUCUACUACAAGGACAUUGCCAACGAUUGUCAGGCUACCUGCAACAACUGUACUUAGACCAGAGUGGAGUCAGGGACGCGUUUAGUGGAGUCAGGGACGCGUUUAUGGUUAGUGGAGUCAGGGACUACUUUAGUGGUGUCACGGAUACGUUUAUGGAUUUUAAUUUUGAGACUUCUUGACUUAAAUGUGAGAUAUGUGACCAGCUCUUGAUUUAAUUAUGUGUAUAAUAAAUUGAAGGUUCCAAUUUAGAAUAUGUUUUGAGGAGAGCUAUUGUAAGAGUUUUACACAAUUCUCGUAGUUAUGAUCUUAAUUGGAGCAAGUAAUUUUUAAACAUUUGUACGGUAUCUUGUCAUGCCAUACAUUGAGCGUUUAAAAUAGUUUUUAUAAUUAUGUUUUUUAUGUUAACAUGAUAUUAUGGUUUACUAAUUUGGGGAAAAAUUGUACGUAUUGGAUCAAAUAAUUUUAUUAA
Molecule: messenger RNA, 1187 nt
Organism: Bolinopsis microptera
Lineage: Eukaryota; Metazoa; Ctenophora; Tentaculata; Lobata; Bolinopsidae
Product: nematocyst expressed protein 8-like
Exons: 2
Coding region: 152-775 (207 amino acids)
Source: RefSeq, a predicted model, not a curated record